This is a messenger RNA of Amoebophrya sp. A120, 2498 nucleotides long. NCBI's taxonomy places the organism in Eukaryota, Dinophyceae, Syndiniales, Amoebophryaceae. The record is from the annotation of a GenBank genome assembly.
GUAAGUACUUGAUUUUCAUGUGCGUAGUGUAGACAUAGUAGUACCAGCGGACCACGUUAGAUUUCAGUAGAUCUUGAAGUAGGUAGUAUUUGAAGUAGGUAAUUGAAGCAGUACCAGCGGACCACUUCAGCAGAUCUUGAAGUGGAAGUAGUUGUGUCUUUUACUUUUUUUAUUUUCGCAGAAUACUAGAGCUUUGCCUUUGCACCAGCGCAACUGGCACCUGUGAUGAUUUUCGACGCCCGCUAAAACUACUUACACCCAAAAGGAAAAGAUGAACACCGGCAAUUUAACCCACGACCAGCACGCGCACCACCAGGCGGGUGGAAACAACAGCGGCUCCCAGCAACACAACCUGCAGUGGGCGGUGUUUUACGACUGUGAAAACCAAAGGCCGGACUCGAUCGGGCAGGUAACCGACCACCUGCUUUCCCUCAGCGGGCGGAUUCUGGUGCAGAAGGCCUACGGGGACUUUCACGCACAGGGCAUGCAGCCCUGGCGGAAGGCCUGCGAGCGAUCGGGCGUGGACCAGGUGCAGAAGUCUGCCUUCAACAGUAAGGGGAAGAACGCGGCCGACAUGGCGCUGGCCAUCGACGCGAUGGAGAUCCUGGUGACCAGGCAGAACAUCCAGGCCAUCGCUGUAGUCACGGCCGACGGCGACUUUAUCCCGCUCACCUCGCGCCUGCGCGAACACGGCCGCAUCGUGCACGUCUGUGGCUCCCCCACGACCAGUCGCGAGCUCCGGACUAAGGGCUGCGAUCACUUUUUCUUGCUGCGGCAAUCUUCGUCGGGAGAAAACAGCAGAGGGCGACGCGAUCUCAUUCCCCUCGCAAACGGCGCUCCUUCCUUGCAGAAGGCUCUCACGAAUGGCAGCGCCCGUUCGUCGCGCAGGGAAGAUGAAGCAGGUAUGACCCGCAGCAGCAGCAGCAGCUCCAGCACUCUGAAUACCAUCAUCCCUGGUGCCGCGCCGCAAGCGAUAACAUCGGAGCAAAAUCUGCGGAAAGCAAUCCGCUAUGCAUUGCUAGGAUUCGAGCAGCGUGAAGAGACGGACGAGGACGGGUGGGCCAACUGCACCCGGCUGCUCAGUUACAUGAGACUAAAAUACCCCGACUUGGAGUCACAGAUGAGAGCCCUUCGGCUCGGGCGGUGGUCCGAUGUGCUUGCAAACGCCACGAAAAAACUCGAAAGGACGUUCCGGGGAAAUGAAUGGUACGUCCGCGUGAAAAGGGAAGCUAUUUCUGCUGCGGCAGAGGAAGGAGAUUCGGCAACCGCACGAUCUGCAGGGGCGGACAUGAAUUUAUUCGGAAAACGACGCCGCAACGGUGAUGAUGGAUACGCUGGCGAUCGCACAAACGGUGGCAUAAAGGGUGGUGCCAGUCCAAUGCAAAACAACGAAUCAAUCGAAAGUACAAAUACCGCGGAGGCGAGACAGAGGCAGAGCUCCUUCGCAAACACGCUGGAAGAUCUCGGGAACGACAACCCCCCAGCAAAGCGAAGGCGCAAGGACGGGGACGGAGUGCAGCAAAGAAACGCGCAACCUAGCAGGGCCUCCACAUCCAGCUGCACUACAAGUGGUGCACAAGCGCCUCCUCUGAACAGCCUGCACAGCUUAGGAGAGUUGCUGCGGUCGUCGCUACUUCCAAGAAAUGGCAAUUCCAUGCGGUACAUGGACGUUGCCGUCGCCCUGAAGCGCCGAGGUUACGAAGAUUCGAUGAACGCCUUGUGUCGAAAACUGGGUUACGAGGCCGUCGGCGCAGCAGCAUGGAGAAAGGUAAUGGGAGCGACAGAGCAGACCGGCGUCAAGGUCUCGCAAGACAGGUAUGAGCAAGUAAUACUAAGAGGCAUUCAGACCUGGAGGAAGAAGUGGUCAGUUCGCAUCUCCAGGUCAAGCGCAUCUGUCUCUUCCUCGUCGAGAGCAGGAACACAAUCACAGGCUCAGAAAAAGCACGAAUUGGCCAAGGCACCGGUACCACGAGGUGCAAUGGCAGAACCGACGCAGUAUCGAAUCAGCGAUCUCGCCUCCUUUGGAGACGUCGUCCGGAAGCAAUUCAUUUCCAAAGAUGAAAAGCGCAAAUCCUACGGGCAGGUGGUGGCGCAAAUGAAAAAUGCCGGAUACGAACCACAAAUUGAAGAGCUGCUUGCUCGAACCGCCAACUGUCGUUCCUGGUUUCAACUCUUCUGCCGUCAGGAAACCGGCAUGGCGAUGAGCAAAGAGAGGCGGUUUUCAGAGAAGAAAGACGAAGACGGAGUUCGAAGUCUCGAGGCGGAAGGCGUAGAUUGGUAUCUAAAUGCGUAUGCCGGUGAUCUCGCGGUGAAGAAAGCUGCGAAAGGCGGAAGUUGAACUCAAGAGAGUGAAAGGAGGUACUGACGACAUGAUAAAUUGAUGUUCACCGAACUCAACCAGAUUGCACUUGUACCUAGUCACAAAUUGUGCAUCGACAUUAAGGCGACAACUAUCAAGCCACUUCUUACAGAAUGACGAAAGCUGCUCCUUCUUUCCG